Rosa rugosa (rugosa rose) is the source of this 1425-nucleotide messenger RNA. RefSeq lists its product as uncharacterized. The coding region runs from base 1 to 1425 and encodes 474 amino acids. The transcript has 2 exons. The record is from RefSeq and is a predicted model, not a curated record. Lineage: Eukaryota; Viridiplantae; Streptophyta; Magnoliopsida; Rosales; Rosaceae.
AUGCCUACGACUGGGAAUGGUUUACAACAGCUUGGUAGUAAGAUGAGGGAGUUAGGGCUUCAACUAAGUGCAUGGCAUCGAACUGAGUUUAACAAACAACAAACUGAGAUGAAGGUGAUUCAGGAAAAACUUAGGGACUUAAUGAGGCAGCCCCAUUCAGUUCGGGCCUAUGAGGAGCAAAAACUCUUGCACGUUCAGUAUAGCCAACUACUGUCCUCUCAGGAGAAAUAUUGGAAGCAACGGUCCCGGGCUUUGUGGUUGAAAGAGGGCGACAGGAAUACUGCCUAUUUUCACCGGAAAGCAAGUAAUCGACGGAGUAGAGAUAUGAUCAGAGGAUUGCUUGAUGAGAACGAUGUUUGGCAGGUGGAACCGCAGGAAAUCAAACGCCUUCUUUCGUCGUAUUGUCAAGGAAUUUUUUCAGCUGACCAGGUCAAUGUGGAAUCUUUAGAAACUGUGGUAGCUGCUGUGCCACGCAAAGUAACAGAUGAGAUGAACCAUGCUCUGUUGGCUUCAUACACUAAUGAGGAGAUCAAAAAAGCAAUAUUCCAAAUGCACCCGUCGAAAAGUCCUGGGCCGGAUGAGGAUGAAUGUGUAAGGUACAGAUUGAUUCUUGAUACUUAUGAGCAGGCCUCAGGACAACAAGUUAAUUUCCGGAAGAGUAGUGUUGUUUUCAGUAAUAAUGUGCAGGAGGCUCGACAACAUCAUUUGGCAACUAUUUUGGGGGUGAAUUGUGUCAAGGAACAUGAUAAGUAUCUUGGGCUGCCUAUAAGGGUGGGCAGGUCAAAAACUGACAUCUUUGCAUACAUUAAAGAAAGGUUGACAAAAAAGUUGGUUAACUGGAAGGCGAAGAUCCUAAGCUCGGCGGGAAAAGAAAUUCUUAUCAAAGCAGUGGCUCAAACCAUGCCAUUGUAUGCCAUGAACUGCUAUUUGCUGCCAAAAACCUUGUGUGAUGACAUUCAUCAACUAUGUGCAUCUUUCUUUUGGGGAGACACUGAUGACAAGAAAAAGAUUCAUCGGAGGAGUUGGGAGAAACUGUGCCUAACCAAACUCGAAGGUGGAAUGGGUUUUAAAAACAUAUUUGCUUAUAAUUUAGCAAUGCUUGGAAAACAAGGGUGGAGAAUACUAUCCAAUCCUCAGUCGUUGAUAGCUCGGUUAUACAAGGCCAAAUAUUUUCCUACUUGCUCUUUCUGGGAGGCAGAAGUUGGGGAAUCUCCAUCUUUCUCUUGGAGAAGUAUUUUAAGUGCCAGACCACUACUUAAAGCUGGGGUACAGUGGUGUAUUGGAGAUGAGACCCAAGUCAGCAUUUGGAAUGAUAGGUGGGUACCAGAGUGCCCGCAGUAUUUGAUCCAAAAACCUCAGGAUUGUGUUUUUGAGCUUGUGACGUCGGACUUAAUUGAUGAAAAUGCAAGGCAAUGGAUUCCAUAG